CAACUACUUGUAUCCAUGCAACAUUGCAACUAUACCCAGCGCCGGAUACGCAAGAUAAUUAUGAGUAAUUCUAGUCCUAAUGUUGAGUCACUUUACAAUAAGUCAUUAAAUCAGUUAUGCUAUUCUAUGAACGAAGACAUCCUGUUAAAUGUGAUGAAGUGGUUACCACCAUCAAUCAGUUUGCAAAUCGUAUGGAAGGUCUUACGUGUAAAUGAUGGUAGUGAAAAAUUUAUUUAUAAUCAUAUGCUCCCAGAUAGUGAACUAUCUUCAAUUAAUCGAGGACGUGAAAUUGCUCAAAUGUCAUUACACAAUUCAGGCUAUACAGCACCCGUCUCUUAUAGACAGAUGAGCUCUGAAACACAUGAAGGAUUUGCCACCAUACAACAAACUAAAUUUGUUGAUCAUUUCAAUUUUUCUAAUCAUUUUGAUUUAAAUUUGUUUUCAAAAUUUGUGGAUGUCACCAACUAUCGAAGUGAACUGUUUACUAUUUUCCAGAUUUGUGUACAAAUGAAUGGUUUUCAAUUUCCCAAACAAUUAGCUGAUGAAUGGAUAAAAAUAGAUAUACAAGAUAACAAUGACAAUGUAUAUGUUCAUCAUAUUGAUCAAGGUCUCAAAUUAGGAAUUUUUCUUGGGGAUGCCGGCUGGUUCAGUGAAUGUGCUCUAGUCUUAUCACACACAUAUCAAAUAAUUACUACAAAAUGGGUGUGUCAUGACCAAAAUUUAAAACUUGUCAAAAUUAUUCAAUGCUUAACCAAGUGGUUAUUAGUAGUGUCAAAUUACCAUAAUUUUGAUGAAGCUAAAGUAGUUUUACAACAUAUGCUACAAACUAUUGGUAUCAUCGAAAAAUUAGAAGAAAGAACAUUGUGCAUAGCGUAUGCCUAUGUAGCGGUUUCACAAUAUUACUAUGUAUUAAUGGAAUUUAAUGAGGCUUGGUCAUGGGCAGUGAAAGCUGUCUAUGAACUUCGGGAUAAGAGUGCUGAUAUUUUAAAACUGUUGGUAAUAAGUCAUGCUGUUAGAGUUUGUUCUGUUUUGAACAAACUGAGCACAGCGAGAAAAUUGCUUAAUCAAUUGCACACAUACGAAAAAGAAAUUGAUCAAAACAUUCAUGUUGAUAUGUUAUUGAAUGAAGCAUGCUACUCAUUGAAAGCAGAUUUAGCAAAAGAUAGCAUUAACAGUUACUAUAUCGCAUUAGAUUCUAGAAGAAAUUUAUUUGGUUAUUACAAUUUACACACUGCAAUUGUUUUUGUUGAUUAUGCAUAUGCUCGAUAUGUUUGCGAUUAUUCAACAACUGACUUCAAUGAAGCUAUGCGAAGUAUAUUACAAGGUAUAUUUAUCAUGGAAAAAAUUGGUUUACCAAAUGAUAAUAUGUUAUUAGUAAAUGCUGGACGAAUAAAGGCAUUGAUACUAGAAGAAAAAGCAUUAGACAUAAUGGACAGAGGUAUUGAUAUUUACAUUCAUGAUGGCAUCCGAGAUUUACAAGCAGAUGGAAUAAAGCGAUUGUUGGAAAGAAUGAAGAAGAACAUGUUAAAUGAAGCUGAAGCCCUUCAUUUAAAAGCAUUACAAGUUUCUUUACAAGCAGUUGGAGUGAAAGCCCUGCUUACGGCAAAAUCAUACUGUAAUUUAGGAAGACUUUAUCAAAGCCAGGAAAAAUUUACGCAAUCCGAAAAAAUGCAUUUAAAAGCUAUUGAAAUCAAAGAAUCAAUUUUAGGUAAAGAUAACCCAGAAGUUGCUCUAUCUUUAGGUCACUUAGCUAGUUUGUACACAUAUCAAUUAAAAAAAUAUGAAGAAGCAGAAGUACUUUAUUUGCGUUCAAAAACGAUAUAUGAAACUACCUAUGGUCGACAGUAUACAGGAUUACUGUAUGAUUUCCAAGGAUUGGUAGAAGUUUAUCGAGAACUAAAUAAUACUGAAAAGUAUAAUCAAUAUACUGAAAAUAUAUUAAGGUUUCAUGAAACACGUGAAGCUUGGUUACAUGAGGUGCACACUGCAACUGAUGAAAACUGUACUAAAGAUGACUUAAGUUUAGAAAAGUUUAAAUGCAUACUGAAUGAAUGCGCUUGUGACAAGUAGUAAAUUUAAAUAGAAAAUUAAUUAGAAAACUAAAAUUAAAAAUUGAUAUAUAAAUAUAAUAUUUAUUAAUAUUUAAUUUUGUGUUUAUAAAAGUAAUAUCAAUGAUAUUUUAUUCAGUGUUCAAUUAUACAUUUUUAUCAUGUUAAUAUUGCUUGUGCAUAACUAUUAUUUUUUAAAUGAAUAGUAAUACAAAGUUGUAUUUAUUUGUUUAUGAUAUUAGAUAAUUGUAAAUUUUUAUUUUUUAUUUUUAUUAUUAAUUAUUAUUUGAUAAUCAAAUUAAUAUCUUGUAUAAAUAUGCUUGUGUCAUUACUUAACCUGAGAGAUAACAUUUACCUGAGAUCCUAAUGAGUAAUUUUUAAUAAGGCCCAUGACAAGUAUAUUUAUUGAUUGUACUACCUAUAUUUUUUUAUAUUUAUCCUAUAGUAAUAUUUUUAAAUAUUUAUGUUAGUGUUUGUUUUACAAACAUACAAAUGUUCUAUAUUGUUGAAUUUCAUUGAUGCAUAUAUAUAUUUUUUUUUAAUAACAUUUAUGUAGUUAUUAACAAAUUUAAAAAGUAUAGUAGAAAUAUUUUUAAUUUAGUCAUACUUAGUCAAGUGCAAACUUUAUGCAGUUUCCAAUUGGUUGAACAAAUUAAAGUAAUUCUACAUAUUUUUAAAAAAAAAUGCAGUUUUUAAAGAACAUGUUUAUAAUUUUAAAAAUGAUUUUUUUUUUUACAUUUUAUUUUGUAUAAUUUUAGUAUUAAUAAUUAACUGAGAUAUUUAAUGUUAUUAUUUAAAUAAGUAAGAUUAUAAAUAAGCAAUAAUGCAUAUAUUAUUUGACAGUUAAUUUUGUCAAAAGGACUACACUUGCAUGCUAGUUGCAUACUUGCAUAGUAUAAUUUAUAUUAUUAUUUAUGGAUAAGAAUUAUUUAUGUACUCACUACCUAAGAUAUUUUUAGAAAAAAUGUGUUUUUCUAAUUACAUAAAAAUUAAUUUAAAACAGUGGUUCUUAACCUUUUUUGGUUCAGUGCCCCUUUAUCGUAAUAACUAACUGCUAACGCCUUCCUUGUGCAAAAUAAAAUUUUCUUCCUAUAAAUAUAUACAUAUAUUUAUUUAUUUAUUUAUUCAUUCAUCAGUAUACUAAAUUAAAGUAAAACUCUUAUUUUAAGAAGAUAGUAAUGAUUAUAUUUUACUCCACUAAACAAAAUAAUUUUACUUUACUAUACAAAAAUAUUAUUAUAAAGUAUUAUUUUUAAUCUCCGAGUUCAAAAAAGCUCACCGCCCCCGCAACACCCCCUUCAAAAUUAUCGCCCCCAGGAGAGACCGAAAUGCCCCCAAGGGGGCAAUACAGUGAAUACCACCCCCGUUAAGAACCACUGAUUUAAAAGUACCUAACUAAUUGUUUGAUUUUUUUUUUUUUAUGAAUUGUAUUUAAAAUAUAUAGUUUAUAAUAAAUUAUUAUAAUAUGCAAUUAUGUUAAAAUGUAAA
Messenger RNA from Rhopalosiphum padi (bird cherry-oat aphid), 3536 nucleotides. It is a transcript of the gene Pat1, whose product is annotated as amyloid protein-binding protein 2. The transcript has 13 exons. NCBI's taxonomy places the organism in Eukaryota, Metazoa, Arthropoda, Insecta, Hemiptera, Aphididae. The record is from RefSeq and is a predicted model, not a curated record. Gene Ontology annotation, molecular function: protein binding. Gene Ontology annotation, biological process: intracellular protein transport. The coding region runs from base 16 to 2070 and encodes 684 amino acids.